Danio aesculapii is the source of this 2163-nucleotide messenger RNA. RefSeq names its product potassium inwardly rectifying channel subfamily J member 19b (gene kcnj19b). Lineage: Eukaryota; Metazoa; Chordata; Actinopteri; Cypriniformes; Danionidae. The transcript has 3 exons. Gene Ontology annotation, biological process: potassium ion import across plasma membrane; regulation of monoatomic ion transmembrane transport. Gene Ontology annotation, molecular function: G-protein activated inward rectifier potassium channel activity. The record is from RefSeq and is a predicted model, not a curated record. Gene Ontology annotation, cellular component: plasma membrane. Bases 282 to 1799 code for a protein of 505 amino acids.
AUAGAAAGAAGAAGCGCGCGUCAGUUCAGAUUCAGUGCCGCAGUUUAUCUACACCGGACAUCUCGCAGAGAAGUUGCGGGAAAGACACGGGAUUCACUUGCUUUGUUUCAACUGGUCAACUACUUUUGCGCAUCCAUACAUGUAAUAACUAGAGGACGGCAGGUAGAUAUUCUUUAAAUAACCAACUUAAAGGCUGACCGCUCGUCGAUGGAGUGCUACGGGGAGCGUGAAACUUGAGACACUUCUAGCGUGUUUAUUCACACCAUUGUGGCUCGAGCAUCAUGUCCGCGAUCCGGAGAAAAUUUGGCGAAGACUAUCAGGUGGUGAACACCAACCGGGCCAUGUCCUUUUCUGCCCCUGCUAAAAGAAAGCGUCAGCGGUUUGUGGAGAAAAACGGGCGCUGCAACGUCCAGCACGGUAACCUUGGUGGGGAGACCAGCAGGUACAUCUCCGACCUUUUCACCACGCUCGUCGACCUCAAGUGGCGCUGGAACCUGCUCAUUUUCCUUUUAACGUACACAGUCGCGUGGCUCAUCAUGGCAUCGAUGUGGUGGAUCAUCGCGUACAUCCGCGGAGACCUCGGCCACGGCCACGACGACUCGUACACGCCGUGCGUCGCCAACGUUUACAACUUUCCCUCAGCUUUCCUCUUCUUCAUUGAGACUGAGGCCACUAUAGGCUACGGGUACCGAUAUAUAACGGAGAAGUGCCCGGAGGGCAUCAUCCUUUUCCUUUUUCAGUCGCUGUUGGGCUCCAUCGUGGACGCGUUUCUCAUCGGCUGUAUGUUCAUUAAGAUGUCUCAGCCCAAGAAACGCGCAGAGACCCUCAUGUUUAGCCAGGACGCGGUCAUCUCACAACGGGACGGGAAGCUCUGCCUCAUGUUUAGGGUUGGAAAUCUCAGGAAUAGCCACAUGGUGUCGGCGCAGAUCAGGUGCAAGCUCAUCAAGUCUCGUCAAACCCCAGAGGGAGAGUUUCUACCAUUGGAUCAGCGGGAAUUGGAUGUUGGAUUUGGAACGGGUGCUGACCAACUUUUCCUCGUCUCACCCCUCACAAUAUGUCACGAGAUCAAUUCCAAUAGCCCCUUUUUUGACCUGUCCCAGCGAUCCCUCAUGAACGAACAGUUUGAGAUCGUCGUCAUCCUGGAAGGAAUCGUGGAAACUACAGGCAUGACGUGCCAAGCACGAACAUCUUAUACAGAGGAUGAGGUGCUGUGGGGUCACCGCUUCCUACCAGUCAUGUCGCUGGAGGAAGGAUUCUUCAGAGUAGACUACUCUCAGUUCCACAACACAUUUGAGGUGCCCACUCCUCCAUACAGUGUGAAGGAACAAGAUGAAAAGUCCUCCCUGCCGUCCCCUGGUCCUAUUCUCUCGCCUACAUUGAUUGAGGGUCGUCGCAGAGAGCGCAUCUUUUCUUUAGAUGGGGUUCCUCAUUCUGAUGAUCCUGGGAGUAAAUUACCGAGCAAACUCCAGCGUAUGUGCUCUAAGAAUGGAAAAGAGGUCCUCAAAACUGGAAGUCCACAGCCAACAGAAAAGGCCAGCAGCACAGGUGACCUGCCCCUCAGGGUACAGCGGCUUGGUUCCCUGGUGGGUCAUGGAGAGACAGAAAAUCACCUUCGUCUCAAACCUCUUAAGAUGGGUUCAGAGACUCACACCCAGUCAGCAGGAGAACUGGAGCAUCACAGAAAGCUCUCAGCACCUGCUCCAGUGCCUGGCCCAAGUCUCAACCCAUUGCCUGGUUCUAGUAGCCGACCAGAGGACAACCUCCCUGCUAAAUUGCGCAGAAUGAACGCAGACCACUGAACGGGUCUUUAUUUUUGACUUUAUUUCCGAACAUCGUGGCCUAGGAGGUAGAGAUCAUUCUUGAAAUAAAUUACUAUUGAAUAAUAUUUAUUUAUAAAGGACUAUACUGUGAUUCUUCUCCUCUAUGCUUAAUGAGUCGGCAAUCAAACUCAUUGCUUUUCCCUUCAAGAGCAUCAGCAUUGUACAUAUUGUGAAUUCGAUCAGAAUUCAAAUAAGCUUUUUAAAAUAAAUAAUUCAGCACCUUUAUUGUAUGAAAACAAAAUAACACAUAUUUAUUUAUACUAUAUAAGUUACUUACCAAAUAUUUAUUUAGCAGGAUAUUUAUUGAUAAAGUAUGCAUAAGAUUUACUGUUUAAGGCUUUUU